CCCGCCCUCCUCCCCUUAUCUGCAGAGAGCUGGGGGCCGUACCCAGGAGUUGCACUGCCGACCUGCUAGAGAUAAAGAGGAAGAGCCAGAGGAAGGCUCUGGGGAGAAAGCGAGCUAGAGAAAGAGAGACGGGGUGGAGAGCGAAGGAGAGGGAGAAAGGGCAACCGGAUCCCAGAGACCGCGUCUCAGGUAUAUAUAUAGAGAAGACCGGACAGAGAGAGACAGAACCAGGAGAGGUUCUCCAGGAGGCCACGUGGGGGUGGCCCCCCACCCUGCCUAUCACUCCCCCCUGCUGCACUGUCACUUCAAUGCGGGCUGCUGUUGUGUGGAAGGCGGCAGAGAAUCAGGGGCACCCCGCGCCAAGGCUGACUGGGACCCACACCGCCGCCUGACCCGUGUGCCCUUGGGCACGGUCACCACUGCGCCCGCGCGUCCCAGUGCGCGCCAGCCCCAAGUGGGAACUCGGGGGGCAGCGCUGCCCAGGAUGGCUCCCGGCCAGGCGGUAGCUGGGCUCUUGCUGCUGGCGGCCACUGGCCUCGGAGGGGUGACGGAGGGGCCCGGGCUGGCUUUCAGCGAGGAUGUGCUGAGCUUGUUCGGCGCGAAUCGGAGCCUGUCGGUGGUGCAGCUCCGGCGCCUGCUGGAGCAGCUAGGAGCCGCCCCCGGCGAGGGAGCCCCGGAGUCCAGCCGGCUGCACUUCAACCAGUGUUUAUCUGCUGAGGAGAUCUUCUCCCUUCAUGGUUUUUCAAAUGCUACCCAGCUAACCAGCUCCAGCUUCUCUGUCAUCUGUCCAGCAGUCUUACAGCAACUAAACUUUCACCCUUGUGAGGAUGAACCCAAGCACAAAAUAAAACCAAGUCUUUCAGAAGUUUGGGGAUAUGGACUGCUGUCGGUGACAAUUAUUAAUCUGGCAUCUCUCCUUGGAUUGGUUUUGACUCCAUUAAUAAAGAAAUCUUAUUUUCCAAAGAUCUUGACGUUUUUUGUGGGUCUGGCUAUAGGGACCCUUUUUUCAAAUGCAAUUUUCCAACUUAUUCCAGAGGCAUUUGGAUUUAAUCCCCAAACUGACAACUAUGUUGAGAAGGCUGCUGCUGUGUUUGGUGGAUUUUACAUAUUUUUCUUUGUGGAGAGAGUGCUUAAGAUGAUAUUGAAAACAUACGGCCAGAAUGAUCAUACCCACUUUUCCAACAACGACUUUGGUCCUCAGGAAAAAACUCAUCAACCUAAAGCAUUGCCCACUACCAUCAAUGGUGUGACAUGCUAUGCAAAUCCUGCAGUCACAGAGCCUAAUGGACACAUCCACUUUGACACUGUCAGUGUAGUGUCUCUACAGGAUGGGAAAAGGGAGUCAAGUUCAUGUACUUGUUUGAAGGGGCCCAAACUGUCAGAAAUCGGGACAAUUGCCUGGAUGAUCACACUCAGUGAUGCCCUGCACAAUUUCAUCGAUGGCUUGGCCAUUGGGGCUUCCUGCACUCUGUCUCUUCUGCAGGGACUCAGCACUUCCAUAGCCAUCCUGUGUGAGGAGUUUCCCCAUGAGUUAGGGGACUUUGUGAUCUUACUCAACGCAGGGAUGAGCACUCGACAAGCGUUGUUAUUCAAUUUCCUUUCUGCGUGUUCCUGCUAUGUUGGGCUAGCUUUUGGCAUUUUGGUGGGCAACAAUUUUGCUCCAAAUAUCAUAUUUGCACUUGCUGGGGGCAUGUUCCUCUAUAUUUCUCUGGCAGAUAUGUUCCCAGAGAUGAACGAUAUGUUGAGAGAAAAGGUGACUGGAAGAAAAACCGAUUUCACCUUCUUCAUGAUUCAGAAUGCCGGAAUGCUGACGGGAUUCACAACCAUUCUACUCAUUACCUUGUAUGCAGGAGAAAUUGAGUUAGAGUAACAGAAAGUCGAAGAUGGUGUUGUCAUUAGAGGCAUUUAAUA
Ochotona princeps (American pika) is the source of this 1911-nucleotide messenger RNA. RefSeq names its product solute carrier family 39 member 8 (gene SLC39A8). The record is from RefSeq and is a predicted model, not a curated record. Bases 485 to 1870 code for a protein of 461 amino acids. Gene Ontology annotation, cellular component: membrane. Gene Ontology annotation, molecular function: zinc ion transmembrane transporter activity. Gene Ontology annotation, biological process: zinc ion import across plasma membrane; intracellular zinc ion homeostasis. The transcript is spliced from 9 exons. NCBI's taxonomy places the organism in Eukaryota, Metazoa, Chordata, Mammalia, Lagomorpha, Ochotonidae.